Molecule: messenger RNA, 1707 nt
Organism: Oryza sativa Japonica Group (Japanese rice)
Lineage: Eukaryota; Viridiplantae; Streptophyta; Magnoliopsida; Poales; Poaceae
Source: RefSeq, a predicted model, not a curated record
AUCCGACGUGGAGGCUCUCCAUUGGUCCGCACACGCGUCCGUCCGUCUUCCUCGCGAGCGAACUUAAAAUCGCAGUCGCACCCCGGCGCCGAUCGCAAGGUCCACCUCCUCCCCUCUCCACUCCUUCUAGAACCUUCUCGACCCCGCCAUGCGCCCCGCGGUCGCCGCCGCCCUCCUCCUCGUCGCCGCCGCCGUCGCGGCCUCGCCGGUUUCCGCCCUCUACUCCGCCGGCUCUCCCGUCCUCCAGUUCAACCCCAACAACUUCAAAUCCAAGGUGCUGAACUCGAAUGGGGUGGUGCUGGUGGAGUUCUUCGCGCCGUGGUGCGGGCACUGCCAGCAGCUGACGCCGAUUUGGGAGAAGGCCGCGGGCGUCCUCAAGGGCGUCGCCACGGUCGCCGCGCUCGACGCCGACGCGCACAAGGAGCUCGCGCAGGAAUAUGGAAUAAGAGGAUUUCCAACUAUUAAGGUGUUUGUUCCUGGAAAGCCUCCAGUAGAUUAUCAAGGAGCAAGAGAUGUAAAGCCAAUUGUUGAAUUUGCUCUUUCACAGGUCAAGGCUCUUCUUAGAGAUCGGUUGAAUGGAAAGACAUCAGCAGGUUCAGGUGGCAAGAAAUCAGGUGGUUCAAGUGAGAAAACUGAACCAAGUGCGUCAAUAGAAUUAAAUUCUCAAAACUUCGAUAAACUUGUCACCAAAAGCAAGGAUCUUUGGAUUGUUGAGUUCUUUGCACCAUGGUGUGGGCACUGCAAGAAAUUGGCACCUGAAUGGAAAAAGGCUGCAAAGAACUUGAAGGGCCAAGUGAAGCUAGGUCAUGUGGAUUGUGAUGCUGAAAAGUCUUUGAUGAGCAAGUACAAGGUAGAAGGCUUUCCUACUAUUUUGGUAUUUGGUGCCGAUAAGGAGAGCCCAUUCCCUUACCAGGGGGCUAGAGUUGCCUCUGCUAUCGAGUCCUUUGCAUUGGAGCAGUUGGAAGCCAAUGCUGCUCCACCUGAAGUUUCUGAGUUGACUGGCCCAGACGCCAUGGAAGAGAAAUGUGCUUCUGCUGCCAUUUGCUUUGUAUCUUUCCUUCCAGAUAUCUUGGAUUCAAAGGCCGAAGGAAGAAACAAGUACCUUGAGCUGCUAUUAUCUGUUGCUGAGAAAUUUAAAAAGAGUCCAUACAGUUUUGUCUGGACAGCUGCUGGGAAGCAAGCUGAUCUUGAGAAGCAAGUUGGAGUUGGUGGUUAUGGCUAUCCAGCGAUGGUUGCUCUCAACGUGAAAAAAGGCGCAUAUGCUCCACUCCGUAGUGCUUUCCAGCUUGAUGAAAUAACUGAGUUUGUGAAGGAAGCAGGGCGCGGUGGGAAGGGUAAUCUUCCUUUGGACGGUACCCCAACGAUAGUCCAAUCUGAACCAUGGGACGGCAAAGAUGGUGAGGUUAUUGAAGAGGACGAAUUCUCCCUUGAGGAGCUGAUGGCCGACAACUCUCCAGUAAAUGACGAGUUGUGAUUCUGAUAAUUCCGGAAAUGAUGUUAGAGUUGAUUAGCCAGACUGUAAAUCUGAGUAACACUAAUGCUUCACUCGUGUCAACUGUACAAUUUGGGCGGGACAAUUUUCAGAAUGCUCCUUUGGUGUUAUUACAGUACAUUUUAGUUGAAGAAAAACAUCGUUUGUGGUCUUUUAGGAGGGAUGCUUUUCUCUGGGAAAUAAAACUACUUCGUAAUCUAGAUAUUUUGCCUCAA